This is a messenger RNA of Prorocentrum cordatum, 268 nucleotides long. The record is from the annotation of a GenBank genome assembly. Lineage: Eukaryota; Dinophyceae; Prorocentrales; Prorocentraceae.
GAGGCUCCUCGGCGUCCGCCGGCAGGCCAAGGGCGCCCGGCAGGCCAGUGCCACAGGCCCGCCGCGCCGGGCCGCUGCCGCCGACGCGGCGGGCGCCGAGCAGGCCGCCGAGAAGGAGGACGCGGCGCCCAGCGGCCAGUGGGGCGCAAAGGCGUUGCGGCUCGGCGUGCUGGUCGCGGCCGCCGCGGGCGUCGCAGGCCGCCGUCUCGACAUCUCCCGGUGGUGGGGCGACCUGGCGGCCGCGGACACGGCCCCGCCGAGUCUGGAG